This is a messenger RNA of Peronospora matthiolae, 369 nucleotides long. NCBI's taxonomy places the organism in Eukaryota, Oomycota, Peronosporomycetes, Peronosporales, Peronosporaceae. The record is from the annotation of a GenBank genome assembly.
AUGCUUCAGCACCUCACUCUGAGGAGAACGAAAAGCGUCAGGACGAACUCUCGUGCUGAGGCGAUUGCUCGUUUCGAAGAGGAAGAGUCGGAAGAGGCAUUCCACCAGUUUUGUUUCAACGAGGGCAAGUCGAAAGACUCAAGUGCUUCGAAGGAGACGAGAUCAGCUGCUGAACUCUUGCUCAAGAACCCUACGAAGGAAAUGGUGAAGAAGCAGAAGAAGGCCCGAAGCAAGCGGGACAAGUCUGGAGAAAAGCAGAAACACACGCCGGCUCUUGUCGACCAGGAAGAUGACGAUGAACUUCCAGAGACAGCACAGGAGGAGAGUGAUAAGAAAGCGGAGCAAGAAGAAGACGACUUUUUCCUGUAA